Molecule: messenger RNA, 3012 nt
Organism: Drosophila grimshawi
Lineage: Eukaryota; Metazoa; Arthropoda; Insecta; Diptera; Drosophilidae
Gene: Gprk2
Product: G protein-coupled receptor kinase 2
Exons: 12
Coding region: 495-2606 (703 amino acids)
Biological process (GO): signal transduction; protein phosphorylation; regulation of signal transduction
Cellular component (GO): cytoplasm
Molecular function (GO): ATP binding; G protein-coupled receptor kinase activity
Source: RefSeq, a predicted model, not a curated record
UUCACUAAAAAGCUCGAGAUAAUAGCGUCAACCUUUCGCCAAGCCUAAAAAGAAAAGUGGGAAGAUAGAAAAUAAGAAGAAAUCCAAAAGAUCCAAUCAAACGCUGCAAAACUUGACAAACAUCAAAGACACGUAAAUUCCGUUCUGUUGGUCCCAAACCCAACCUUGGAAACUAAAUGAAGCCUGUGUGCGUAACUUGGCCAAAUACCGCAACGCUGGAUCUUAGACGACGGCAACAAAUUAGCCAGCUUGCCAUAGACUUGCAAGUUUGAAGUAAAAAAAGCCAGCCAAAAGUACGCAAAGGUUUUAUCGCUUGCUUAGCGUCAGACUCAGCUUCAGGUUCAUCAAUAGCUGAACUCGGUUGUGUUUGUGCUGGAAAGCAAAGCCAACUGUUUUCAUCCAUAAAAAAAAGCCUGCAGGCAUACGAGGUGUGUGUGUGUGUUAUUUUUUGAGAGCGCCAAAGGAUUCAUUAAAAAACCGCCAACCUGGAACUAAUGGAAUUAGAGAAUAUUGUGGCCAAUACGGUCUACUUGAAAGCGAGAGAAGGUGGUUCGGACAGCAACAAGGGAAAAAGUAAAAAAUGGCGCAAAAUAUUACAAUUUCCACACAUAUCGCAGUGCAUCCACCUGAAAGACAAAUUAGACAUAAGCUAUGGCUACGUGAUAGAUAUGCAGCCCAUUGGUCGUGAGUUGUUUCGUCAGUUUUGCGAGAACAAACGGCCCGUUUACUUUCGCUACAUUACCUUCCUGGAACAGGUAGUGAAAUAUGAGAUCGAGUAUAUUGUGAAUCGGAUAUUCAUGGGUCAUGACAUUGGGCGACGCUUCUUGGACAUUGAGCCGCUGCUGUCCAAUUUCGAGGAUGGAGAUGAACUGGAUUUGGAGACGCGGGAGGAACUGCUGCAUAAUAGCAGCAAUGCCAAUCCAACUGAAACAGCUGAGACUGAACAUUGCAACAAUACCACCGCCAACAACUGCAACAACAUCAACAGCCGCAGCAAUCACAAGAAGCUGCAACAGGAUACACACAAUCACAACGGUGAGGAUUCAACGCUGAAUGGUGUUGGCGUCGUCGAUGGCAGCGCGGAGAACGAUGGCGAUGAGGGUGUCGAGUGCGAGGGCAGUCAGGAUGCGGACAAGGGUGCGGGCUCUGGAUCGGGGUGCGGUUCGGGCUCCGAUGAACUGGUCCUCGACGUUCUCAACGAUGAUCUCAUUGCACAAGUGCGCCGAAAACUGAACAGCGGCGGCAAGGAUCUCUUUGUCCAUUGUGUGAAAGCAGUGAAGGCCUUCCUCGCCGGCGAACCCUUUCGCGAGUUCGAGAACUCCAUGUACUUUCAUCGCUACUUGCAGUGGAAGUGGCUCGAGGCACAGCCAAUUACAUACAAAACCUUUCGCAUGUACCGUGUUCUUGGCAAGGGCGGAUUCGGUGAGGUGUGCGCGUGUCAGGUGCGCGCCACUGGCAAAAUGUAUGCGUGCAAAAAGCUGGAGAAAAAACGCAUAAAAAAGCGCAAGGGCGAGUCCAUGGUGCUCAUCGAGAAGCAGAUACUGCAGAAAAUCAACUCACCCUUCGUUGUCAAUUUGGCCUACGCGUACGAAACAAAGGAUGCCCUCUGCCUGGUCCUAACCAUAAUGAAUGGCGGGGAUUUGAAAUUUCACAUUUACAACAUGGGCGGCGAGCCGGGCUUUGAGCUGGAACGGGCUCGAUUCUAUGCCGCCGAGGUGGGCUGCGGACUGCAGCAUCUGCACAAACAGGGCAUUGUCUACAGGGACUGCAAGCCAGAGAAUAUACUGCUCGACGAUCAUGGGCAUGUGCGCAUCUCCGACUUGGGUCUGGCUGUGGAGAUACCUGAGGGUGAAAUGGUUCGUGGACGUGUCGGCACUGUGGGCUACAUGGCGCCGGAGGUGAUUGAUAAUGACAAAUACGCUUUCUCGCCGGAUUGGUUUAGUUUCGGUUGCCUGCUCUAUGAAAUGAUCGAGGGUCAAGCGCCAUUUCGCAUGCGCAAGGAGAAGGUGAAGCGGGAGGAGGUGGACAGGCGUGUCAAGGAGGAUGCCGAAAAGUAUUCGAGCAAGUUUAAUGAUGAAGCCAAAUCAAUGUGCCAACAGCUGUUAGCUAAAUCGAUAAAGCAACGUUUGGGUUGCCGCAAUGGACGCAUGGGUGCCCAGGAGGUGAUGGCCCAUCCAUUUUUCCACUCCACACAGCUGAACUGGCGACGCUUAGAAGCCGGCAUGCUAGAGCCACCAUUUGUGCCAGACCCGCACGCCGUUUACGCCAAAGAUGUGCUCGAUAUUGAACAGUUCUCGACCGUUAAGGGCGUCAAUAUCGACGAGUCCGAUACGAAUUUUUAUACGAAAUUCAAUACGGGCUCCGUAUCGAUUUCAUGGCAAACUGAAAUGAUGGAAACAGAAUGUUUUCGCGAGCUGAACGUCUUCGGACCCGAUGAGUGCCCAACGCCCGAUUUGUUGAUCAAUGCCCAACCGGAACCAGACAAGGCCGGCUGUUUUCCUUUCAGGCGCAAGAAGAAGCAGCCGGCUCGCACACAGCCAAUACCCAUUCCUGAGCACCUGCUAACCACUAGUCACAGCGUGUCAUCGACGACAGUUGAGAGCUGAUAGCAUAGAUUAGUAAAAGCCCAAAGCAACGCCUAACUAACGUAAAUAGCACAAAUUGCGAACCGCAGAAACGCACAGUUAAACCCGAUUUGCGGGUGGGAAAAUGAUGCACAACUGAAACUCAUUGCAAUUCACGAACAACCACAUCAUCAAUGACGAAGCAUGUUCGAAACAAUUCCUUACAUAAUAUAUAAAAAUAUAUAUAUAUAUAAAGGCAUAUACAUACAUAUACGUGUGUGAGUGUAUUUUUCACAUCAAUUUUCUAAUGAAAAUAAAUUGAGUUUGAACAAAAUUACAAAUUGCAAAUUGGAAUGCAAGAAAAUUUCUAAAAACUUCAAAAUAUAUACAGCAAGUAAUUUAUAUUUAUAAAUGUUUUCCAAAAAAACAAAAAAAAAAAAAACAGAAA